Messenger RNA from Stylonychia lemnae, 3822 nucleotides. The record is from the annotation of a GenBank genome assembly. NCBI's taxonomy places the organism in Eukaryota, Ciliophora, Spirotrichea, Sporadotrichida, Oxytrichidae.
AUGACUCAAACUCCCUAGAAUCUCAGUCAAAUUGUUUAAACAGGUUAGAGCUAAAAAAACUUGUAAAUAGCCCCACCUCAAUCUAUUCAUUAGCCUUCUUCUACUACAGGAAAUAUGAAUAGUCACCAUACAUCUCCAUAAAAUAAUUAAUUUGGCCAGAGCUAAAGGAUCACUGGAGUCAGUAACUAAUCUAUUAGGUCUCCAGGAUAUAGAGAUAGCUAGAAUCUAAUAAAUGUGAAAACUACAAACCAAACAUAGCCAUCAAAAUAAUAAUUUACUGAAAUAUAGUUCCAACAUUCUCAUACUCAUCAAUAGCACUAGUAAUUUAUGAGGACAGCUAAAUCGAGAGAUUCGAAUUUAUCAGGGACUGAUCAUACCUAAUCAACAUCCUUAGGUUAAACAUUUUAGAGCUCUCACUUUACUCUUAAUAAUAUUUAAUCAUCACUUGUUCACAAAUCACCUUUUUACUCACCAAAGAAUGCUCAUGGUAGUAUUUAGUCUACUUUACUUCUUCAAAGUAAUCAAUAAAAUAAUCGUCCUCAAACAGCCCUCUCUGGAGGACAACAACACUCAAAUAAAAACGUAUCCAGUCAUAAGCCAAUAGGUACUAAGAAAAUGUAAUUAUAGGGAUUGGGUUCUAUAAAAUCCAAGACCAAAAUUCAUAAUGAGACAAUCGUAGAAUCAUCUUCUAGAAAUCUGAACUCUUCAUAAUCAAAGACAAAGCUUAUAACUAGUGAAUCUAAACCAUAUAAUCAAUUGACAUCAAUAAAUAAUUUAGAGUACUAAUCCGAAUAAAUUGACUCCAAGUAGUCAUAAUAAUCAUGCUGUCAUAAGGAGAAAUGCUAAUAGCCAAGCCUAAAAUCAGAGUGCAAUGAAUUAAAAUUAGAAUACAAAAAGUUAGCAAAAGCUCUUUAGGCAAGAUACCUUAACUCACUAAACUAACUAAACUAAUUUCCUCAAUCAUCAGAUGAGCUAAGCAUCACUAAAGUAGCCUUAAGAAAGUUUUAAAAGUAAUUUCGUUAACUUUAGAGAAUCUAUGAAAGAAGAUGUGCAAGCUAGAAUUCCGAAAAAAAACUGUUGAACAUUACUGCUUCUAAAAAUUUGAAAUAAAAUGACAAAUAAAACGUUCAGAUUUUAGAUAGUGAUAAAGCUACUUACAAGUAUUAUAUGAAUGAUUAUCAAGAAUCUAUUGAGGAAGAAGAAAAUGAUUACAGCUAGAGAAAAUCUACUUCUCCAAGCAAAAGAUUAGAAAUGAUAUAAAAUCAAAGAACGACCGGUAAUUUGUAAAAUUCAAAUUCUAAAAAACGACAGAGCUCAAAAGAAGAGUAAAAAUCUACAUAUCAAUCAUAAUAAUAUAAUACAACGAAAAGUCACUAAAAUCAGAGAAGUGAUCUAAAUUAUUCACAGACAUCAAAGAUUACUAAUAAAAAUACAGCAAUGACGACCACAAGAGAUACAGCUAUGCAUUCCCCUAAAGCAAAAUUUGGAAAUAAGGUAUCUCCAAGAUUAAAUAGGAGCUAAACACUCGAAGAAUAGCUGUGGUCAGCUACUGAAACUGGAAAUAUAGCUAUGAUUUCUCAUUUAGUUUUAAUGGGAGUUGAUCCUAAUUGUCAAAAUCAUUAAGAUGAUGAUUGGGCGGCUAUCCAUUAUGCAUCUCAUGAAGGACUAGAUUAAGUAGUAGAGCAUUUGAUAAGAAAAUUAGGGGCUAAUGUAAAUUAAUUGACCAAGAAUGGUAGAUCUGCUCUUCAUAUAGCCUGCACCUAACAGCAUAGAUCAGUUAUUGAAAGAUUAUUAUUAGCAGGUGCUAAUGCAAAUAUUAAAUCCAAAUAUGAUGGUAACACUCCUUUGCAUAUCUUAGGUAGAUUUUGUUCCACACCUGCAUAAUAAGAACUCAUUAAAUUACUUUUACCUUUCUGCUAAGAAAGUUUAGCUAUCGCCAAUAAAAAUGGUAUGAUGCCAUAUGAACUAUCCCCUUAUUAAAAUGUUAGAGAAAUGCUGAAAAAGAAAAAAUAAACGGAAAGCUCAAAAAUAGAAGAACUAGAGACAACAAUCAAAGAUAACAAAAAUUUAGGGAUCAAAAAGAUAAUAAUUCCUGGUAAGAAUUCAGUAAAGAGUAUCAGAGUUGAUAAUGUUGCAAAUCAAGAUGUAAAAGCCAUGUUUGAUCAAAUGAAUAUGGCUAUGAAAAAUUAAAGACCAGUUAAUUAGCCAAAAGGAGAACAUGAUAGUGAUGAUCUACUUUUUGAGAGUUAAUCAUCAUAAGUAAUGCAAUCUUUUGAAGCUUCAAUGAGAGGUGGCUAAGGGCCAUCUAAAUAGCGUUAAAUUAUAGAUAGUACCGGACAGUCAGAUCUUUGCAAUGUUUUUAAAUAAUCUUAGGAUGAAGAAUCUAUACAGAAAUAAUUGACCUUGGAACAAUUAUAAAACAAUCCUACUCCAAUUUUGAGCCCUAAAAAUCCUGGACCAAAGCUUGCCCAACUAAGAAAUAAUAAUGCUGUAACGAGUGCAACCAUAUUUAAUCCUGCGAGUGUAUUAAAGUAAUAAAAGCUUCUUAAUGAAAAAAGCAUUAGUCGAAGGUAGUUAAAAACAAACGUCUCUCAAAAAUCAGGAAUUGCCAUUACUGAAUUCAGUCCUUCUAAAAGUGAAUCCAAAAAAAUUGGGCCAGAUCAAUUUGUUGCCCAUUAACUCCUUGGUACAGGAUCUUUUGGCGAAGUAUAUUUAGUUGAAAAAAUUUCAAACAAGAAACUUUACGCAAUGAAAGUACUUUCAAAAUCAAAAAUAAGAUCUUAGAACCUCAUUAAAUAUGCUUUAACCGAGAGAAAUGUAAUGUCUGUAAUGUAGCAUCCAUUCAUUGUGAGAUUAAGAUAUGCUUUUCAAACUUAGGACAAACUUUUCCUUAUAUGCGAUUAUUGUCCUGGUGGAGAUUUAUCUUAGUAUCUCGAAAUCGAGAGAUAGUUUUCUGAGGAAAAAGCAAGAUUCUACAUCAUUGAAAUACUUUUAGCAAUAGAAGCUCUACAUGAGAGAGACAUCAUUUUUAGAGAUUUAAAACCAGAUAAUGUAGUUUUAGAUGAAGAAGGUCACGCUUUAUUAACAGAUUUUGGAUUAUCAAAAGAAGGAGUUCAUUACUAAAAUGGAGGUGCUAAAUCUUUCUGUGGUUCAUAUGCAUACCUUGCUCCAGAAAUGAUUAGAAAAGCUGGACAUGGUAAAGCAGUAGAUUGGUACUUGCUAGGAGUUGUAUUUUACGAAAUGCUUACAGGAAUGCCCCCGUACUAUGCUGAUGAAAAAGAGAUCUUAUUUCAAAAUAUUAUGAAUAACCAGCUUGAAAUUCCUCAACAUGUGAGUUAAGAAUGCCAAGAUUUACUCGAGAAACUUUUGAAUAAAAACCCAGUAAAGAGGCUUGGAAGUAAGCAUGGAGCAGAAGAAUUGAAGAGUCAUGAAUAUUUCAAAGAUGUUGAUUGGCAUUAGAUUUAUGAGAGGAAAGUUAAAGCUCCUGAGCCAUACCUAGCUGAAUAUGCUAAAUCUAUAAUUUAAGUUUCACCAUACAUGGCGGCUGGGCAUCCAUAAACAAGAGGAAAGGAUUGCAGAAGAGAUCAUCCAUAAUAUGUUUAAGGUUGGUCUUUCGCUGAAAGCAACAGCAAAAGAAAUAGCACCCAAGAAAGAAAUGCAUGGUAUGUUGGCUCUGUUGCAGGAUAGCAAGUUGAUUAGAAAUUAAAAGAAAGUUAGCUACAAGGAGGAUUAUGGAUGAGCCCUCCAUAGAUUAGUAUUCCUAAUGACACUGAAGAUAACUAAAUUGCAAUUUCAGACUAGUUAAAAACAGCUACUUAGUGA